Molecule: messenger RNA, 1997 nt
Organism: Cephus cinctus (wheat stem sawfly)
Lineage: Eukaryota; Metazoa; Arthropoda; Insecta; Hymenoptera; Cephidae
Gene: dnk
Product: deoxynucleoside kinase
Exons: 4
Coding region: 230-1030 (266 amino acids)
Biological process (GO): nucleobase-containing compound metabolic process
Cellular component (GO): cytoplasm; mitochondrion
Molecular function (GO): ATP binding; deoxynucleoside kinase activity
Source: RefSeq, a predicted model, not a curated record
CUCAAUGAGACUAUGGCAAAGAAUAACAAUAUUCAAGAUGUAUUGAAAUAUUAUAAAAUAUAUCAAAGUGCAUCUAUUUCACGAUCCAUGUUCUUUAUUUCGGGUAUAAACGUAUCUCAGCGAUGUCAGCGUAUAAUGAAGCAUGCGCAAAUACAAAGUGUUACAAUGUUUCUGAUAGAAGAAAAUCUAACCUAAUAUAACGUUCCAAAUUUUGCUUUAACAUUCAACAAUGAACACCACCGGAAAACAUAUACUUAAAUUAUUUGCUAGAAUGAGCAUAAUACCAUCUGCAGUUUACAAGCGCCCAUUCACGGUGUGUAUAGAAGGGAAUAUAGGCAGCGGCAAAACAACAUUUAUCAAUGAAUUUAAACAGUAUAAUGAUACGACUGUAUUACAAGAGCCUGUAGAGCUGUGGCGCAAUGUAUCUGGAACAAAUUUGCUGGAGUUGAUGUACAAAGAUCCAGGACAAUAUGCUUGUCUAUUUCAGUCUUAUGUGCAACUUACCAUGCUACAGUUACACACUAUAGAGACUCCUACACCUUAUAAAAUAAUGGAAAGAUCAGUAUUCAGUGCUAGAUGUUUCAUUGAGAACAUGAAGCGCACCAAAAUGCUGAGGCCCGUAGAAUCAGUAGUCCUGGAAGAAUGGUACAAUUGGUGCAUCACAAACGUGAAACUUAAAACGGACUUAAUAAUCUAUCUGAGAACAACACCAGAAGUUGUGUACAAAAGAAUGCGAGAGCGUGCUCGCGAGGAAGAGUGUUCUGUCUCAUUAGAAUAUCUGCAACAAGUGCAUCAAAUACAUGACGACUGGCUAUACCACCGUACGCUCUUCUCAUUGCCAGCACCUGUUAUUACAUUAAAUGGCGAUAAAAGUAUCGAGGAAAUGUUUGCCGAGGUGAGAAAAUGCAAAGAGGGUUUCUUUACUAAAGCUGAUGAGAUAAUGCUAGAAAACGGAACACGGUGCAGAUCAGAAGAAUCAUCGCCCGUCCACAUAACGCCAAAGAAACUACAAGUCGGCGGUAGUAUUUAAAAAAAGCAAUUCUUUCUAUCUUGAAACAUUUAACGAAUUAUAUGUAUAUUUUGGAACUUCGUAUGGUACUAUGAUCCCAAUGAGACGAGUUGUUGAUUGUAAAGAUUUCGCAAUGGCCGUGUUGCAAAAAAUCAGAGAAAAGAAAUAACAAUCUAACAUGCACGUAUAAGAUAUGUUGUAUAUCAUAUUAUUUCUUUUUUUUACUUAACACUUGCACUUAAUAAAGUAAGUUAUAUUAUAUUUCAAGAAAAUACACUUAUGUAUGCAUUUCCUGCUUCAUUUGAUACAAAAGAAUAACUGUAAUUCUACUUAGCCAAUAUUACUUUAUAAUAUUUAUUCGUGCUUGAUUAAAUGUCGAUUAAAUUGAUUUUAAAAAAAUGCUUUUAUCAAUACUUGUUUUAUCACGAUUACACUGUUCACUGCAUUGUAUUUGCAAAUUUCUUAGACAUUUAUUCGUUAUAAAAAAAUUCUGCCAGUAUAUUCACUUCAUUCGAUUUGAUAUUUUUACGUAACUUUGAAAACCGAAUUUGAAUUUGCUGAAAAAUUAAAAUAUAUCAGAAUAUUGAUGCACAAAAAUUAUUUCUGAUAUCAACUACAUGUAACAUUGUAUAAGUCCAUAUAACGUUUUAGACAUAAUUCUGCGACCAGUGACCAAUGCAUUAUAUUGUUGGGAAGAGUAAAUAACAUUGAUUAAAGUUACUAGGACCUUCCAAAUAAAAUAAAUGAACCAUGUAAAGGAUCCAUCUCUUGAGGUUGAGGAAACAAACUUGCGCAACUUUCCAAAACCAUUACUUUAUUCUUUAUGUAAUGCAUUAAUCUUAAUCUUACAAUGACAAUAAAGACUGAAAUCUGUGUCUACGUCUAUUCAAAAAUGUAACACAAAUGGUAUAACAAUAUUCUUAAUUUCCAAUAUGGAAAGUUAAGUCCUACAAAUAAUUCUAUUGUAUAAUAAAGUCUAAAAAUAUCA